This is a messenger RNA of Porites lobata, 1706 nucleotides long. The record is from the annotation of a GenBank genome assembly. NCBI's taxonomy places the organism in Eukaryota, Metazoa, Cnidaria, Anthozoa, Scleractinia, Poritidae.
ACCUUUAUUUGCUUGUUGAAAAGAAACGUUUAGCUCAAGUUCUCAAAAUGCGUCUGCUUUUUCAAGCUUCCUUUCUUGCUAUCUUUUUCGUAAUGACCGUCAAAGGCGACGGAGCUUCUCCAUCCUGCCCCAAGCCGUACGACAAGAUGAUGGUAUGCAACCUGAUGUGUAACCUUCUACAGGAUUCAAGCUCUAACGACGCCAUGAAAAUGUUACAAGCGAAAUUGGAAAGUCUCAUUGCCGGAUUGAACAAACCUGCGAUAACACAGGCGCCAGGUAAAUUGUUGCAGUGGUGAACGACUUUUUAGCUCAGUGAGGUUUUGUAAAGCCACAAGCAAUGCUUCUAACCAGACGAAAACAACACCCGCGAGUGAAUUAUAAUAAACUUUCGCUCUUUCCACAAAGCAAUGUUAUGGUCGCGCGUUUUGGAUUUUAUUUAGCCAGAAAGCUCGUAUGAAGUCGUUAUUAAUUAACACCAGAAUUUUUGACUUUCAUACAGCCGUUCCCGCUUCCCCGUGCCAGGAACAGUAUGAGAAACACAAGUGAGUUCCUAGAUACAAGUAGUGUCAAGAAAAAGGUGAUUUUCAACUGAAAGACACUGGCGGCUCUGAAGAAAAUAUCCGCGUACUUCCAGUAGGAGUCGAACCUAUGACCUUCAGGUUACCAGUCCAGAUGCUCUACCACCGAGCUACAGGCGAAUCGUGGGAACUAAGGCUACUAAACAAGUUCAAAUAAGUAUUGAUAAAAAGGCAAUCAUCGCCAAGAGACACUAUCCUUUUCUAUUUCAAAACCAGCCUUAAAACGUUGUUCUUCAAGAUUUUGACGCACAGUCAAGAAAGGACAAGAGUUGUCCAGAAAUGCAAAAAUGAUCUUCGGUGAAGUAAACCUGACAGUCACUAUUUUCAUUUUCGUAGUUCGACCAAAAGCCAAGUGUACACACUGAAGUUUGGUUCGCAAAAGAUUCCUGUUUACUGUCACAUGGGAAACUUUGGAUGCGGAGAUGGAGGGUGGACGCUGGCCAUGAAGAUUAAUGGCGCAAAGGUAAAACGAUUGUCCUGGCAUACGGAAGUUAUGUGUAUAGUGUAAAGCUAAUGGUUCUUGUUUGUAUUUCAGAAAACUUUCCAUUACAGCUCUGGGUUUUGGAGUAACAAGAACUCCUAUAACCUUCCAGGAGGUAAGACCGGGUUUGACGAUCAAGAGACUAAACUGCCAACAUACUGGAAUACAUCCUUCUCUACGAUCUGCCUGGGUAUGAAGAUCGGCCAGCAGAUCAAGUUCAUCGUUAUCAACAAGAAGGCAGCUUCUCUGCAUUCAUUGAUCGCAGACGGGAAGUAUCGCGCCACGUCACUUGGUCGUAACACGUGGAAGAAGCUGAUUGGCUCUAAGGCUUCCCUGCAGACCAAUUGCAACAAGGAGGGGUUCAAUGCGGCCACUAAAUACAGCUCCUUUGCUAAGGCAAGAAUCGGUAUCCUUGGAAAUAACGAACAAGUCUGUGGUAACUGUGAUUCCAGAAUUGGGUUUGGAACGGCAGGACACCCUGACGACUCCAACACAUGUGGGAACAACGCUGUUAAAGGACUUACGUCGGACAAUGGAGGGAAAAACAUAAAAGCCAUGGGAUAUAUCUUGGUACAGUAAAGUGAGCUCAGUUUACUCCUACCUCACUGUACACGACAAAAAUGUCGCAAUAAAAGUACUUUUAAGUA